This is a messenger RNA of Ananas comosus (pineapple), 1564 nucleotides long. RefSeq lists its product as uncharacterized. The record is from RefSeq and is a predicted model, not a curated record. The transcript has 11 exons. Lineage: Eukaryota; Viridiplantae; Streptophyta; Magnoliopsida; Poales; Bromeliaceae. Bases 178 to 1272 code for a protein of 364 amino acids.
AAAAGCAUUCGCACAAAAUUUAUCCACCCGUUGCGCCUAGAAAGGAACUCCUCCGCAGGACUGCAGGAGUUCGGAGCUUCCGACACUCCCGUAGAAGUGUAGAACCGAUCGACCGCCCCCGGUCCACCCCUUGCGGUUCCGAGCGCUACUCUACUCGGCGGCGGAGCGAGGAAAUCGAUGGUCGCCGCCGCCGCCGCCGCAUUCCAUCCCCAUCCCCUCUCCAUCUCCAUCUCCGCUCCUCUCUCCUCCUCUCCUUUUACCCCACCCUUUCUCUCCUUUCCUCUUCCGAGAUCCGACCCCGCUCUUAAAAUCGCCCCGAAUCGACGUCUCCCUCUCCCCCACGCAGCAACGAUUUCGCCCGCGAGCGGACGUGAAGGCGCAUUCGAUCCGGAGCUGAGGUUAGUGCUUGAACUGGCAACCGAUGCCGAGUUGCUGGAGCUCGAAAACAUUCUUUUCGGGCCCAGCUACUUCAGCCCCUUGCUCAAAUCAGUCGCGACUCGGCCGGAUGCUGAUUAUGUUCUGGACAUCGACGAUUUCGAGGAGCGGCAAAUCUUUAUAGAGCAUUUAGAGUCGAGAUUCUUGUAUCUUGCAGCUGAUGCCCGUGCAGUGUUGCGGGGAUGGAGGCCUUCGUACAGGAGUGUCUUACUCGGUGUGAGAAGAAAGCUCGCCGUCCCUUGCUCCGGCAAAUUGUCGACGGAAGACCUCGAAGUAGAAAUUUUCCUUCACCUAUUGAAGGAAUAUUCAAGUGAGGAGAGAGGUGCAAUUUCAUUUCCGUGGAGCGACAAAAAACCUUCAACAAAUGAUGCCAAUCUUGAAGUUGGGCUCAGCAAGUGGAAGGUUUUAUCAGAUGCAGCUUUGAAGGUUGGGGCAAAAGAGCUCCAGAAAAUAUUUUUGAAGGGUGGAGGCAUGCUGACUCUGGAGAAGAUUUAUCAGUUGUUAGCUAAGAAACUCACUGGAAAGAUGCUGCUUGAGGCUGCCAACUACGAGAUAAGAAAUGAACUCAUUAAACGGGGUGGACAGUUGGCUGCUAUCAACCUGGAGUCCAGGGCAGGUCUACUUGCAGCUAGACAGAGCUUGGCACAUGCAGCAUCAAGAUAUCUUGGCCUUAGGAGUAUCAUGAUGCUUAUUGGACCAGUAAUGUGGGGGACAUUUUUGGCUGAUGUUGUGAUUCAAAUGCUUGGGACAGAUUAUGCUCGUAUUUUACGUGCAAUUUAUGCCUUUGCUCAGAUUCGGCUUACUCGAACAUAUGGCUGGGCAUCUAACAAGGAUUGAUGGUGCUGAGGACUCCCUUUUAUCGGAUAAAAAAUAUCCUCUGAGCGAAGAUAAGAAAUCAAUCCGCUUAAGAGAUGGAAUCGAACUAAUCUACUUUGUGCAUGCUCGGUUUUGUUUAAGACGUAGAUCUGUUAUUGUACAGUUUCUUUUACCUCUCUUCUUUAUUUUUACUAAGCUGUAAAUUACGUAAUGUGUUGCUUAAAAUUUUGUCACUUUUGAUGUAUGACAAAAUACUGGUACGAGCUUUUCCCUUCAAAUGAAAUGCUACCAAACAGAUCAUGUUGGAGAGUUU